AUGAAAUUUGAAGAUCGCAUAUUGAAUAAAUCAAUCCCUGAAUGGAAAUUUUACAAUAUUAAUUAUGAGAAGUUGAAACUAGUCAUAAAAAAGGUAACGACUUAUGAUCAUGACAAUUCAAAUGACUCAGGCAUUGAGAAGUUGUUGAGUCAAUGUGCAGUAGCCUUCGACCACGAAUUUCAAAAUGUUAAUUUAUUUGUUUCUUUAAAGAUCAAAGAAAUUUCAACACGUAUUCUUUCCGUUGAAUCCUCAAUAAUCGAUUUUUCGAAGGGCUUAAACAAAAGUUCCAGAAACCGUUUCAACCUCCGCAAAUUGAAAAUUAUCAAUGCUCAUGUAGACGAUUGUAACUUUGAACUACAAUUACUGUCAAGGUUUUUGAUAAUACAAAGGAUUGCCUUGAGAAAGUUAUUCAAAAAAUUACUAAAUGAGUUUCCCCAAGACAGUAAAAAUCCUUUAACUGCAAAUGAUUAUGUUACAUCAAUCAGAAAUUCAGAGAAUUUAAGAAAUGGACACGAAGGCAUAUCGUUUAUGAAGCUUGAUCUAGAUCCAUAUCUUUUGGAAGUUUCGUUAAUUGUUGAUGUUUUACAUGACUUGGAAAAUAAGCUUGAGGAUGCCGCUGAACCAGUAGAAGAGCAAAGUCCCUUAAACUGCUCGGAUGAUUCUGGCCCCACAAGUUCAAGCCCAGAAGCCCAUAAUUUCUCCUUACCACCAUCUCCGAGGUCAAUCCCGUUACUUUCAAAUAAGAAAACUUCAAAAAUGAUUGAUUCUUCGGUAGAAUUUGAUACCGCCCUCAUUGAUAAAGCUGAGACUCUCGGAAGGUUUUUAUUAUCGUCCGAGGAUAUAGAGGGAUUGAAGUUCAUGUUAUUAAAUAUUGGGUUUAGAAUAAUUGACGAUAGUAUUAUAUCUACUUCGAAAGAGAUUUUAGACACGACGGAUAACAUUAAUUCAGCAGGCAACAAAUCAAUAAGAUCAGCGAAGUCAUUUAAUGACUUACAGCAUACAUUAUCCCGAUCUAAACAGAAGAACAUACUACCAUCUGCAGUACAAUCCAAUGAGAAGCACGUUUCUCUUAGCAUACUAGAUACUAACGGGAACGAAGGUAGUCCCUUAUUACUUACUGAUGAUAAUAUAAAUCAGCACCCGAACAUGAUAAUCAGCUCUACUACUGAAGAUAAUUGUAUAUUAAUGUGCCACGUGGGUGGCUUAAGAAAUCACGUUGUUACAAAUGAUUUACUUUUAAGGCAUGUCAAGCAUAUUCUCUUGGCCAUGAAGAAUGGAAACAAUACAAAGAAUAUUAGCGCUCUCAUAAAUUCGCUGGAUCCAUCACCAAUCAGUAAGAUAGCCUUGGAAUGGAUUCAGUCCCAUCAAUUAAGAACCAUUGAACCCAAGCUGGAUUUCAAGAGAACAAGAUUCAUAUCGGCAGAUAAUGGGGAUAUAUACUUAAUAGCUUUGGAUGAAUCUAUUACCAUCGGAAAUGUAUCUACAUUACCCUUUCCAAUUUUAGAGAUUAAAAAGCUUAGUCGGUCCGGUGGUUUUCCACAAACGACAAUUAAUGAUGACAAAAAGUUUAAACAGUUGAUGAAAUCAUUUGUUACAAAUGAGUUUCAAUGCAGUCUGAUACCACCUGAUUUAACCACAUGGAAAAUAUGUUUAGAAUUGGUACAUUCAAAUGAAUUGCAAAAUGAUCUAUUUCAACUUUUAUUAAGAGAUCAAUAUAAACUAAGUACUGAUGAUUCGCUCUCACCUGAUGAGUUUUUCCAGCUGGGCAAAGAUCAUUUAGAGGAAGAGUUUGACUUGACUGCGCCAAUAAACACUUCUCAGGGAAGUGCUAACAGCGACAGGAGAGUUCGAAUUAACAAAAAGUCAAAGCAGCAAGAUAAAGAAACUAAAAAGAAACCCAUUAGGUAUUGGAACGAAUUUGAUGAACAGGAAGAGGAUAAUUCGGAUAAUGCUUUUUACAUUGACACUAAUGGAAGCAGGAGUACAACAGAUAAUGAGGAAUCCUUAGUUUUAAGAAAUUCUCCAGCAGACUAUGGGUUUAUUUUGUUUAGCAGGAAUUUCAUUAACCGUACAUAUGAUUUUUGUGAAAAGUUACGGAACUUGAUCCGCCACGACAAGAAAACAUCGCCAACUUCGAUGCACAAUUCUAAGCGCCCCCAUUAUUCAACUAGCUAUGGUUCUCUGGCAUCAUUUAGUUCACGAUCAACGUCGGCAUCAUAUGAUGACGUUCAAAGAUACUUACAAUACCAACAGCAAGAUAUAGAGGAUUCGCAAUCCAUCUAUGAAUAUAGGCAUGAUGAAGUAGUUACAUUUUUAUACUUAUCUGCAUUGCUAACUUCUUGCAUUAUGGCGAGUGUGUGUCUAGGGAUCGUUUUGUCCUUGUUUCGCGGGCAAAAUAACAAUGAGAUAGAUUUAGAAAUUCAGAAUAUUCUCAUAGCCAUUAUUAUUAUUUCCCUAUUGGUUUCCCUCAUUUUGAUAUGCGCCUGUUUGUUGUUGUUAUUUAGCAGGUUCACUUUGGCACCAAUUUGGCAUUAUCUUGGUUGUUUCACAAUGUUUUUCUCAGUUACUGGGACUGUGUGCUAUGGUAUGAUUGAAAUUUUCUUUUAA
Saccharomyces paradoxus is the source of this 2607-nucleotide messenger RNA. RefSeq names its product Vtc5p (gene VTC5). The transcript has a single exon. Gene Ontology annotation, cellular component: fungal-type vacuole membrane; vacuolar transporter chaperone complex. The record is from RefSeq and is a predicted model, not a curated record. Lineage: Eukaryota; Fungi; Ascomycota; Saccharomycetes; Saccharomycetales; Saccharomycetaceae. Bases 1 to 2607 code for a protein of 868 amino acids. Gene Ontology annotation, biological process: vacuolar transport; polyphosphate metabolic process; microautophagy.